UUUUGCACAUUCCUGACAUCUGUGCUGUCCAAGUGUACGUUUGUGCACCCGUGGCCUAGAAGGGGUGAAGGGGCGGAGCUUAUCUGUUUGCCCGUCAGGGCGACUCCCACUCUGUGGCCGUCUUAUAUAAACUCCUGUUUCACAGAAAGAAUUUUCUUCUCUUGUUUUUCACCAAGCUGCCACGCCAAACAGCAGAGAUGCCCGAGUUUGAAAAGAGCACGGUCCACAUCAAGGAUCCUGAGAGGGUGGAGCAGGUCAUCUGCGGUCUGAUCAAGGGUGGUGCUUCCAAACUCCAGAUCAUCACAGACUUUGAUAUGACGUUAAGCACAUUUGCAGUCAACGGGAAGCGCGGCCUCACCUGCCACAAUGUAAUCGACAACUGCAAGCUGGUGACAGAAGAAUGUCGGCAAAAGUUGUUUCAGCUGAAGGACACGUACUACCCUAUCGAGAUAGAUCCACAUCUAACCAUGGAGGAGAAGUACCCGUUUAUGGUGGAGUGGUAUUUUAAGUCUCACACGUUACUCGUGGAGCAGCGUUUACAGAAGGACAAACUCCCUGAAGUGGUGAGAGAAUCAGACAUCAGCCUCAGGGAGGGUUAUGAACAGUUCUUUGACCGGCUGCAUCAGCACAACGUUCCCGUGUUUAUAUUCUCGGCGGGGCUGGGCGACGUGCUGGAGGAAGUUAUCAGACAGGCUGGAGUUUAUCUCCCCAACGUCAAAGUCGUCUCCAACUUCAUGGACUUCGAUGAAAACGGCAUCAUAAAAGGUUUUAAAGGUGAGCUGAUCCAUGUUUACAACAAGCACGAUGGUGCACUAAGAAAUACAGAGUACUUCAAACAGCUGAAGGACAACAGCAAUAUCAUCAUCCUCGGAGACUCACUCGGGGACCUCACCAUGGCUGACGGCGUCCCAAACGUAGAGAACAUCCUAAAGAUCGGAUUCCUUAAUGACAAGGUGGAGGAGAGUCUGGAGAAAUACAUGGACUCCUACGAUAUUGUUUUAGUGAAGGACGAGACCCUUGAAGUACCAAAUUCUAUCUUACAGAAGAUCUUAUAAGUGUUUGUGAAACUGCUUCUAGUGGCGCCCCCUGGUGAAAACAAACUCAAAUACAGAAUGGAUCUAACUGCAGCUUUGUGGUCAUUCUGCCACAAUCAGCCCUCACUCACACACAAAGCCAUACACACACCUCACCACCCAUAAAUAACGUCACUAUGUCCCUAACAAACGAACUCUUUUGAACCUUUUUUUGCGUGUUUGAACCUUUCUGUGUGUGUGUGUGUGUGUGUGUGUGUGUGGGUUUGUGUGUGUGCACAGUGGUUCUGGAUUUUAUCUUUUUUAAUACAGUCAGUGGUGUCGGAAAACCAAACCAACUGUGUAGUAAAAGAGAUAUACUAUCAGAGUUUUUUCACGUGUGUAUUAUACUUGUUAUUAUUUGCAUUAUUUUUGUUACUGUUGUUUGAUUUUAGAGUUUAAAAUUUGCAAUAAUAGCUGCAAAGAUGCACAAGACAGAGCUGGUGAAUGAGGCGAUGCCUUUUGCCGAGCAGGUCCCCCCUGACAUCAUCAGUACCCAUGCGGACGCUAUUGAUUUAACGCUGCUAAUUUUUGGUUACUGCAACAAAAGCCUGUUUGUGUAGGGGCAGCUUAUGUCGUUUUUUUCAUUUCAUUUAAUUCUCAUGUUUUUAACACUGAUUUAUCCUGGUCAUGGUCACUGUGGGUCCAGUUUCCCCUGAAUCACUAGACACAAUGCAGGACAUGUACAUAGCCUAUAGCACUGCUUGGGCAGAGUGUGGCACCUAGCUUAUGUAAUACUUGAUUUAAUUUUAAUGACAUGAUGGCUAGAUAUUUGGCUAUUAAUGUUUAGCUGCUUUAAUCCCAACUCCUAAAGUGUACAUGAUUCUAGUAUUACUAAACGUGUUGAAGAAUGCUGCUAUCAUUACAAAAUGAUGGGUUCUAGUAUGACAGUUACAGUAUGAUGUGUUGAAGUACAACACCAGUGUUCCUGAGUGUUAUUACUGUACUGGUUUAAACACACCCUGCUGAGUACAAGUGUAAGAUAAAUAUGCUGGUAAAACAAUGUACACUCUUAGCUGUAAAUGUGAAUACAGAUCAAAAGCCUUCAUUGUAUUUAAUUCAGUUUUUAUUGUCAGUGUGAAUUCUCACACUGGCUUAUUAACUGGCAAAGCUUGCAAAGAAGAACUGACUCAUUAUCCUGUGUGUAUGUAAAAACAAACAGAAAAAUCUUACAAACGGUUAAAAAACUAAACUAAAACAUUUUCAGCAAACGAUUUGGUGUCUUUUUUUAAUAAGAAAACUUGCUUAUUGCUACUUUGAAAUAUAAUAGUGGUUUUACAGCCAGAGUCUUGAUUUUACACCCUUUUUUGUUUACCUAAUGCAGUAUAACGUCAGGUUGGACCGGCUCGGCAGGUGGCGGGACCAUGUUCCUCAUUGCUAGCUUCCUCGAUGUGUGUGUGUGUGUGUGUGUGUGUGUGCGCGUGUGUUUAUAUGAUUGCCAGUUUAUUAGAUACACAAGUUUGGUUUCUAUUAAACAUAAAUCUCAUACAUUUAUAUAUAAACGUUCAUUUUCUGAUUCCACAAUCUUUAGAGUUAUAAUUACCAGCUAUCAGUGGUUGGUUCAUAAAAGCCUCUUCGUCCCAAUCCCACAGCAAUACAGCUUACAUUAUCAUAAGUGUAUUGUGUAUUCUCAUGUGAUCAUGAGCUUUGGUGAGCAUAAUUCUGGUAAGAUUUCACUACCUCUAAGAAGAACAGUUCAGUUAAAAUGCUAACGGGGCAUUUAUCAUUAGCAGUGUUAGCAUUUGGAAUGUACUGCUUCUUUACAUGAUCACUCGUAGGGUAAAUUCACUUGUAUUCAGUUUGACUUGCAAUAGUGUGUGUUGGUAAAGUCGUUUAAAGUUUCAUCUGUUGUGUUUGUGCUGCUGUUUUGCAUGUUGCCUCUUCUUGCCCUCGAAGUAAAAUGUUAGAUGGUGAGAAAGGGCAUGUCCAUAAAUGUAAGGAAUAACCACAAAUGCUUUAAAUAAAAGUAUAAAGGUCUUAA
This is a messenger RNA of Trichomycterus rosablanca, 3051 nucleotides long. It is a transcript of the gene nt5c3a, whose product is annotated as 5'-nucleotidase, cytosolic IIIA. Bases 198 to 1055 code for a protein of 285 amino acids. Gene Ontology annotation, cellular component: cytoplasm. The transcript has 9 exons. Lineage: Eukaryota; Metazoa; Chordata; Actinopteri; Siluriformes; Trichomycteridae. Gene Ontology annotation, molecular function: magnesium ion binding; 5'-nucleotidase activity. The record is from RefSeq and is a predicted model, not a curated record.